ACAAAGAAAACGAGAAAAGAUAUGAAAAGGGGGAUAUUGAGAGAGAAGGAACAGACAAGAGGUGGUGGCGUAAUCCUGUCUCGUAGAUUUGCAAAGAUCUCUCAGAUUUGGAUCACCCGAAUCUCUUCCCUUUCCUGUCAAUCAAACCUCUACCAUCUCUUGCCUCUUUUAAAAACUUCUCCUUCCUUUCCCUUCUCAUUUCAUUUCGUCUUCCCACUUUCUACUUCUCAUUUCUCGUUUCGUCCAAAGCAUCCGUCUCUACAUCGGAGAUGACCAUCGCCGGUGACCUUUUCAGGGUCAAUUUGCCUCAGGUCCUGGAUGAAUCGCCUUCAGGUUCUCAGGAACUCCAUGUUCUAGCCGUCGAUGACAGUCAUGUCGAUCGUAAGGUCAUCGAACGCUUGCUCAAAAUUUCUUCUUGCAAAGUGACGGUCGUGGAGAGUGGAACCAGAGCUUUGCAAUACUUGGGAUUGGAUGGAGAUGAGAACUCCAUUGGCUUUAAUAGUGCGAAGGUUAAUCUGAUCAUGACGGACUAUUCCAUGCCGGGGAUGACAGGAUUUGAACUUCUUAAGAAGAUCAAGCAGGAGUCAUCUAUUUUUAGAGAGAUUCCGGUGGUGAUCAUGUCUUCUGAGAACAUUUUGACUCGAAUUGAUAGGUGUUUGGAGGAAGGAGCAGAGGAAUUUCUAUUGAAGCCAGUGAAGCUAUCAGAUGUGAAACGCUUGACUGAUUUCAUCAUGACAAGUGAAAUGAGGAGAAAGGAGAAAAGAUCUCAAAAAAGAAGGCGAUCCGAUGAUCACAGUUCAUCUCCAUCUACGCUGCAAUCAACGAAGUGUAAUCCCUCUGAUUCAUUAUCAGCUCGAUUGUCACCAUUGUCACCGUCUUCCAUGCCCUCCAAGAGAUCUAGAUUACAAGCAGAUAUUGAUUAGUGCAUUCUUUGUCUCCGUUUGCCCUAUACGUUAUUCGUGUCCCGGAGCCUCUCGUGUAGACACACUAGCCGUAAAAGAUUUACUGAUGGUCCUAGAGUCACGAUUUUUGCCCCCACUAGCGGAUGUCGCCUCUGUAAAGAUGAGUUUUGUUACAAAAUUAAUAAAAGUAUUUUUUUACACGGUGAUA
This is a messenger RNA of Prosopis cineraria, 1110 nucleotides long. RefSeq names its product two-component response regulator ARR6-like. The record is from RefSeq and is a predicted model, not a curated record. NCBI's taxonomy places the organism in Eukaryota, Viridiplantae, Streptophyta, Magnoliopsida, Fabales, Fabaceae. The transcript is spliced from 5 exons. Gene Ontology annotation, biological process: phosphorelay signal transduction system; cytokinin-activated signaling pathway. Bases 270 to 923 code for a protein of 217 amino acids.